Molecule: messenger RNA, 1461 nt
Organism: Trichoderma citrinoviride
Lineage: Eukaryota; Fungi; Ascomycota; Sordariomycetes; Hypocreales; Hypocreaceae
Exons: 3
Coding region: 1-1461 (486 amino acids)
Source: RefSeq, a predicted model, not a curated record
AUGAAAGCUUCGACGGGCGUCUUUGGGGAAGCAUAUGCGUCAUGCUUCUCUUGUCUCACGUGCUGGGAACCAUUUGCCUUUCGCAUCGACGAGAGACCCGAGCGACGCGACAACAACCGUCACAUCCGCAUUAUCAGCGACCAGCCGAUAUCCCAUCCGCCCCCAAUGGCGGUUCCAGAGGUUGAGCUUCCCCGGCCUAGCUGGAGGCAAAAAGUGCAGCGGACGUUCGCAUCCAGCCAGCCGGGCUUUUCUUCGAGGAGCAGGGCGCAGAGGGACGGUACACGGCCUCAGCUGCAAAUCUCAGCACCGUUUGAAUUCAGACAUGUCGACUCCGGCUCUUUCCAGUUCCCGUUUCCUGCCCAGCGCCCGCCUCGGCCCUGGGAGAGUCCUUUGACGCCGGACACGCCCGAGACUCCCUUUGAGCCGUUGCAGCUGAACGUCUUGAGUUCGGGAAAAGAGCUGUCGCCGAUGCUCCCCGAUUUCAACUUUCCGAGUGAGAUGACGCCACCAUCUUUGGUCCAUCUUCCAGCAAGGCCCUUUCGCGAUGACUCUUUACAUUCUCACCACCAAAGAGACACUCCAUCACCAUCGUUUCACAUUCCUCGAAAAAAUGUUGCGGCUCCUCCGUCAUCGCGCAGCCCAGAGGUGUCGCCGUUGCACCUCGCUUCCGACAAGCAGACUCGCACCCGGGCUUACACGCCGUCCGAUAUGGAGACGAUCAAAGAGCGGGUGGCAUCUGCGAUGAAUGAAGUGGAACAGCUGCAGAGAAAGAUCAACGACAUUAUCGAGCGGCAGAGCCUCUACACCGCGAGCAGACCAUCAACAGCCCACUCCAUGGCUCGCACUAUACCCGAAACGGCGGAAGUUCCGGUGAUUCCUGCGCUCCCACCAGCGGCGCCGUCAUUCGCUGAGCGCCUGAACACAGAGGUGUCACUGCCCAACACGGGGCCCGUGACAGCGUCUGUCCACAUUAGCCAGCUGGAGGCGUACGAGGAAACGCUGGACAACAUUCGGCAAUUUUCACAGUCGAUGAGAGGGCAGCGGUCUUCCCCGCCACCUCCGCCCCCGCCAUUGCCCCUUGUGCUACGGCCACCGCUACGGAAGAAGAAGUCGUUUUCGCGAGUCUCUACCUGGCUGUUCCCGGAGCCAGACCGUGCCAGAAAGCAGAGCCUGGACUCUGUCACAAACGUUCCGCGUCCUAUCAAGGGAAGCGAAGGAUUCUACCAGUGUGUAACACCGCCUAGGCGGCCACACAGGCAGAGCACCGAGACAUUUGAUACGUUGUCUACUUGGUCGACGAACGACGGAGACCGCACUGUGCCAUCGGCCUGGUCGCCUCGGAGCACGCCAUCCAAGAACCAGCAAGAGGAAGAGGAAGACAUUUUCAUUGACAGAAGGGCCACCUUCGGGAUGAACAACGUCCGGAGCCCGGCUGCGGUGAACGUCGGCGUCGCAAUAUGA